UGAGGUUGCCCAGCCUACCUCAACGCCUCCAAAGGAACGCCUGGCAUAGAUUGCUACCAGAGAACCGAUUAUAAAGUUUGGAACGUGCAACGUGGAAGGAUUCCAACAUGGCAAAAGUUCUUGUGACACGUCGAGUGCCUGCCGAAGCCAUUCAACUGCUCAAAGAUGCAAACUGUGAAUUAGAUUACUGGGAGAAGGAUGAGCCAAUUCCUAGAGAUGAAUUACUCAAUAAAGUCAAAGGCAAAGAUGCAAUUUUCUGUUUGCUGACAGAGAAGAUUGAUGGCGARCUUCUUGAUGCAGCAGGCCCUCAACUAAAGGUUGUAGCAACUAUGUCUGUGGGCUAUGAUCAUGUUGACACAAAAGAGAUUGCAAAAAGAAACUUAUGUCUUGGAUUCACRCCAGGAGUCCUUACAGAUGCCACCGCAACACUCAAUGUGGCUCUKCURCUUGCUGUAUCAAGAAGAAUYGUCGAGGCUGCUGCAGAGGCUAAAAAUGGUGGCUGGGGAACCUGGAAGCCAAUGUGGAUGACAGGACCRACMCUCAAGGGYAGCACAGUUGGAGUUGUUGGAUUGGGAAGAAUUGGUGUUGCUGUUUGCCAGAGACUUGCUCCAUUUGGGGUUGCAAAGUUUUUGUACAAYGAUAUUGCACCAAGGGAUGACAUUGCUAAAAUGGUCGAUGCUGUUUUUGCUGACAAAGACACUCUCUUCCGUGAGUCGGAUUUUGUUGUCUCCUGCACCCUAUUAACUGAUGAAACAAGAGGCAUGUUCAACAAAGAUGCCUUUUCAAAGAUGAAAAAGAAUGCAGUCUUUGUCAAUGCAAGUCGUGGUGGAGUAGUUAACCAAGAUGAUCUUUAUCAAGCUUUGAAGAAUGGUGAAAUUAGAGGUGCCGGUCUUGAUGUUACAGUCCCGGAACCAAUUCCUUUAGAUCAUCCUCUUCUAACAUUGAAGAAUUGUGUUGUCCUUCCACACAUUGGUAGUGCAGAAGAACAAACAAGAACAGACAUGGCCACAUUAACAUCUAGAAACAUCCUUGCUGGUUUGAAGGGAGAUAAACUACCAGCAGCAGCCCAAUUGUGAUAGUUAGAUUCAGUUAUUAAAUCAUUUCUACUCAACAGGGAUUUUCAGGUAGAUAGCUAGGUAAAGACAAUAAACUAAUCUAAAAAAUGGAAGGCAUGCACCCCAGCCCAUCCCCUGUAAAAUAACAAUCUAUGUACCCCUGGGCCAGGUUGUUCAAAGAUUGAUUAGCAUUAAUCCUGGGUUAACUCUUAGAAAAUCUAUGGAGUUACGGUAACCCAGGAUUAAUGCUAAUUGGCCUUUGGACAACCCCACCCUGAAGUAGUAAAUAUUCCGCCAGUUUGUAAGGUUUGUAUGGGAUGGUUCGGGAGAUUAAAGCAGUCAGAUAAAUUUGGUAGUGUAUGCUGUUAGGRUAAAUAAAUGUGUUUUCAUUAAUAAUAAAGGAAGUGUAAAAACAA
Molecule: messenger RNA, 1471 nt
Organism: Exaiptasia diaphana
Lineage: Eukaryota; Metazoa; Cnidaria; Anthozoa; Actiniaria; Aiptasiidae
Product: glyoxylate reductase/hydroxypyruvate reductase
Exons: 12
Coding region: 108-1076 (322 amino acids)
Cellular component (GO): cytosol
Molecular function (GO): hydroxypyruvate reductase [NAD(P)H] activity; hydroxypyruvate reductase (NADH) activity; NAD binding
Source: RefSeq, a predicted model, not a curated record